This is a messenger RNA of Meloidogyne enterolobii, 246 nucleotides long. Lineage: Eukaryota; Metazoa; Nematoda; Chromadorea; Rhabditida; Meloidogynidae. The record is from the annotation of a GenBank genome assembly.
AGUCUGUCCUUUACUUAUUUUAUGUUUAAAAAGGUUAAAAAAUAUUUCCUUCAAUUUUUCUUUAUUUCUAAAUUACCCAAAGGUUUCCUGGAAAAUAUUUCAAAAUCUAACACCAAAUUAAUUGUUGCAUGCUCUUCCAUUCGCGCACAGAUGUGUGUGCGAUUAACCUUUUUUUCUACUACAUAUUCAUCUACCUCAACCAAAAUAAUAUUUUCUUUUCUGCACUUUCCUCAUUUCUUGUUUUGA